AACAGUGUCUGCGGGUCCACUGUGGCAGACGGCCAUGUCUGAUAGCGAAAUGAGUUGGCUCGAUGUUUUCUGUCACCCCCUGUGGGCAGUUUCCACGGCGCUGCUCGCGCUCGUCGUGCGCCUGCAGCGGAGAGGGCGCUGGGAUCCACGAACCUGCAACGUGCAGCUGAAAGGAAAGACGGCUAUAGUGACAGGAGCAAAUACAGGGAUUGGCAAGUUCAUUGCCAUGGACUUUGCACGACGCGGCGCACGUGUCAUCCUUGCCUGUCGAAGUGAGGCCCGAGGAACAGCAGCACUGACAGAAAUCAGGGAGAAAACGGGAAACGCCGAUGUCCACCUCCGUCUGGUGGACGUGUCCUCUAUGGACUCGGUCAGGGAGUUUGCCCGUAGGAUUCUGGAGGAGGAGAAGGCGCUCCACAUCCUUGUCAACAAUGCUGCAAUAUCAGGUUUCCCCAGGCAAAUAACCAAAGAUGGUUUUGAAAUCAGCUUUGCCACCAACCACCUGGGGCCAUUCCUGCUCACCAACCUGCUGCUCGAUCUGAUGAAGCGUUCGGCUCCGGCACGCAUCAUCACCCUCAGCUCAGUCAACCAUCACAAGGGACAAGUGGACUUCUCCCAUUUUAAGGGGGACAACCUUGUGCACAGCAUGGAUACAGUCUACAACCACACCAAGCUGCACAAUAUUAUCUGUACCAACGAGCUCGCACGCAGGCUGCAGGGCACAGGUGUCACUGCAAACUCUGUCCACCCUGGUAUCGUCAUGACAGAAGUGUUGAGAAACUACAGCAUUAUAAUUCGUGGCAUUUUCAAUUUGAUUGGAAUCUUCUUUUUUAAGUCUGCAGAGGAAGGCGCAGUCAGCCCCAUAUACUGUGCAGUAGCAGAGGAAACCGAGGGGAUAACUGGGAAGUAUUUCGACAGUGACUGCUCGCUGGUUCUGCCCGCCCCUUUAGCGAGGGACACUGCCCUCGCGGUCAAGGACUUUGAGGUCUGUGAGAGACUGACAUCAAAGCUCUGAGACAAUUAUCAGGCACAUGGAGGCCUGAUAAGAGAGAAUCCAUGAUAGUGCAAACUCUUGUUCUAGACUGAAGGACAUCUGAAGUGUGGGUGGAGAGCUGCCUUUGAAAUCAGAACUGCAAAGCAAGGCACAUAUUCUAAUCCGAUGGGCUGUAUGUCUGUCUGUCUGUCUAACAGGUCAAAUGUGAUGUGGGUUUGGGAAAUGAUCCAGAUUUUUCGGAUGCAUUUUUAGGGGGUUGUUGUAUUCACCAGAAAAAGAGAGAGUGUUUAAGGUGUCUGGCAGUGGCAAUACUUUAUCUCUUUCAUUAUAUUAAUAUAUGAGGAUUUAUACAUGUAUGAAAAGUGCUAUAUAAUAAAGUCUGAUUGAGCAAUCGUCCUAAAA
This is a messenger RNA of Solea solea (common sole), 1396 nucleotides long. RefSeq lists its product as uncharacterized. The record is from RefSeq and is a predicted model, not a curated record. The transcript is spliced from 6 exons. NCBI's taxonomy places the organism in Eukaryota, Metazoa, Chordata, Actinopteri, Pleuronectiformes, Soleidae. Bases 35 to 1015 code for a protein of 326 amino acids.